UUGAUGGUGGCGGCUGCAGGGCUGCUGUUGCUGUUGUGCGCCUGCACAAUUGCAUGCGCUACUGGAUCCACGCAUUCAUCCAGCUUCCUAUCGCAGCCAUCUCCCGCUGUGCGUCGGUCUGUCCGCGAGCGCAUCUUCCGUACCGUGAGGCUCCAGCAGCCGCAGCAACUCGACUAUGUGGCCGAGGGCAAACAGCACCUUCAACAGCAACAGCAGCCUCAGUUCGGUGUGAGUGUGGAGCACCGCCAUGCAGCGCAGCCGCAUCAGCAGCACUACCAGACGGACUGGCUGCAGCAGUGGUACCCCAUCGCCGUCGAGAAAUUCACUGACAGAAGGGUCAGAUACACACCCCACACACGCGAUGAGAACGGGCAAGUGGUUUAUGCAGUCAGUGGCUGGGUGUCUCUGUCUGUCUGUCUGUCUGUGUGUCUGUCUGUCUGUCUGUGUGUGCAGGUUCCUCACGCCAUGAAUAUCAUCGGCCGUCCGUUUGCGUUUUGGUGGGACGACCAGCAGGAGGCGUGGCACGCCAUGAAGGACGUCUGCCCACACAGACUGGCGCCGCUGUCUGAAGGAAGAGUCACCGACGAGGGACACAUCGAGUGUCCAUACCACGGAUGGCAAUUCGAUGGCGAGAGCGGUGCCUGCACUGUCGUGCCGCAGAAGGAGGGCCCGCCAGACUCACGCUGCAACGGGAAGGCCUUUCCUUGCGUCGCUAAACAGGUCAGUCAGGGAACCAGGCAGCAGACAGAGGCAGGGCGAUGCAGUUAGGCAUCCACACUGACGGAUGGAUUACCAGUGUUUCCUGUCCUGUGUGACCACCAGGGCCUGAUAUGGGUGUGGCCGACAGCCAAGGGUGAGGGCACGGUGCAGCCGGCCGAGUCGCUGAUCCCGACCCUGAAGAUCUACGAGGACCCUGAUGUUGUCUCGCUCGACAUGUCACGCGACCUGCCCUACGACUACAGCACGCUGCUCGAGAACGUCCUCGACUCUGCACACAUCCCCUUCACACACCACAAGACGAUCGGCAAGAGGGAGAGGGCCGUGCCGAUCCCACUGAAGCUCGACGGCCAUCUCGACCCUGUCCACGGCUUCUCGGGCAGCUGGACGUCCGCACCACCUCUCAUGACAGGCGGGGGCAAGACCAAGGAGGGGGUGUACCGUCGGUCGACGCGGUUCGUGCCGCCAGUGCUCAUGUACCACCGGCUGGAGGACUCGGCAGAGAAUGCCACCAUGUGGACGGUGGUGUACGCCGUGCCCACUUCGCCCGGCAGGAGCAGAAUAAUCGCGAGAUUCCCGUUCCGCUUUGGAGAGGGGUCGAAACCGAUGGCAAAGUUUGUGACGUGAGCAGAGCAAGCCAGGCACACACAUGACAUGCUGCGCCGCGCCCCUGACAGCAGUGCAGUGUCCUGAUCUGGUGUGUAUGUAUGCAGCUUCAUGCUGCGGUUCGUCCCGGAUUGGCUGCAGCACAUCAACCAGAACCUGGUCAUGGACGACGACGCCAUCUUUCUCUACCUGCAGGAGCACCGCAUCUCGUCUGAGGGCGAUGGAACCACCCUCCCGCAACUCUAUCAUAUGCCGUCUGCCUCUGACACGUACGUGGCCCACUUCAGAAAGUGGCUCAAGAAAUACGGCGGAGGGGGCCCGCCAUGGCUUGAGACGUUCGGGCGGCGCUGACAGCCUCUCAUGGACGGCGUGAGUGCGAUCAGCAGGGCGGGGUGCAUCGACCGGUACCACCAGCACACCAUCCACUGCUCCUCCUGCAGCGAGGCACUCACAAACAUCAAGUGGGUCAAAGAGAAUGCCAUGGCUGUGUGAGGGAGGGGCUGGCUCACUGUUAUCUGUGUGGUCUGAGUGCACUGCAGGCGUGUUCAGAAGUGGGCCAUCGGCGGUCUGAUAGCGGCGGCCGCGUAUCGUCAAAUCGCUCUCAUGGCUCUGGCCUUUGUGGUUAUCCAAGUGGCCCAGCAGCUGGAGCAAGGAUUGACGAAAGGUACCAACCAACACGCGCGCAGACGCACAGACACACGUACGUACGACACAGACGCAGCCGCCUGUGUCUGUCGUACGUGUGUGUCUCCAUUGCCCUUAUCAGGUCCUUACCCCCCUCCGCGCAACAUGCCUCUGCCUGACCGGCAUUUGAUGAAGAAGCGAGUGGACGGCGUGCAGGCGGUGCUGCGUCAGGCGCUGCUGGCCGUCAUGAUGCGCCUCGAGGGGCUGCUGAUACGCACCUCCAGAUGGGGCAAGUGAGCCGGAGCGGCAGGCAGGCAGGCAGGCAGCGCCACACACAUAUAUCAUAGAUAGGUAUGUGGAGGCAGAGAUAGUUGCACAAUCCGUCCGUAAUUGUAGAGUAUAGACAGACACUGGUCAUAACGCUGUGCUGUAUGAAUUUGUGUAUGUAUGUAUGUACGCAUGCAUGUUGUAACUAUUCAUCAUUCCGUAAUGAGCGGAGAGAUCCGAUCCAUGCCAUGCAUCGCAUCGUAAGCGGACGAGACGAGUGUGCAGGGGUGGCAGGCAGGUCAGGUCGGUUCAGUGUAUUUUUCCUGAUUGCUGUGCUGUGCGCGUAUGCAUGUGUGAUGUCAUGUAUUUUUCGCCACACACAACGUGUGGCAGGGCUGGCUGCUCGGCUGUCUGUCUGUGUAGUUGUUG
Vitrella brassicaformis is the source of this 2643-nucleotide messenger RNA. The record is from the annotation of a GenBank genome assembly. NCBI's taxonomy places the organism in Eukaryota, Vitrellaceae.